Molecule: messenger RNA, 926 nt
Organism: Gadus morhua (Atlantic cod)
Lineage: Eukaryota; Metazoa; Chordata; Actinopteri; Gadiformes; Gadidae
Gene: med4
Product: mediator complex subunit 4
Exons: 7
Coding region: 90-842 (250 amino acids)
Biological process (GO): regulation of transcription by RNA polymerase II
Cellular component (GO): mediator complex; core mediator complex
Molecular function (GO): transcription coregulator activity
Source: RefSeq, a predicted model, not a curated record
AGCACAGAGUUUAAUUUACCGCUGACUGGUUUUCCUUUCAUAGCACGCAGAUUUCCUGACAUGCGUAGAAGUGAAAAUAAUAUUUGACAAUGGCUGAAAAGGCAACUAAAGAGCGGUUACUGUCUGUUUUGGAUGAUUUGGAAGUUUUAUCCAGGGAGCUGAUAGAAAUGCUGGCCUUAUCCAGAAGCCAGAAACUCCCGCAAGCAGGCGAGGAUACACAGAUCCUAGAUCUGCUGGUCCAGAGGGACAGGGAGUUGCAGGAGCUGAUGGAUGUGGGCAGGGAGCAGGGCCGGGUCCAGGAGGAGAUGCUCCUCCUGGAGAAAGAGGUGGAGAAGAGAGACAGCGACAUCCAACAACUCCAGAAACAGCUGAAGGAGGCAGAACACAUCCUGGCCACAGCUGUCUAUCAAGCAAAGGAGAAACUGAAAUCUAUUGACAAAGCCAAGAAGGGGAGCAUCUCAUCGGAGGAACUCAUCAAGUACGCUCACCGGAUCAGUGCCAGCAACGCUGUGUGCGCUCCACUCAACUGGCUCCCAGGCGAUCCUCGCAGGCCAUAUCCAACAGACAUGGAGAUGCGUAGUGGACUGCUGGGUCACAUGGCUAACCUGCCGACCAAUGGCGUGAACGGACAUCUGCCAGGUGACGCACUGGCUGCUGGGAGAUUGCCAGACGUCUUGACCCCCCAGUACCCCUGGCAGUCUUCUGACGUUUCCGUGGGGAUGCUGCCCCCUCACCAUGGCAACGACUUUGGUCUGGAGCCGCCCGGUCAUAACAAGGAGAACGAGGAUGAGGUGGAGGCCAUGUCAACGGACUCUUCCAGCAGCAGCAGUGACUCUGACUGAGAGAGAGAGAGAGAGAGAGAGAGAGAGAGAGAGAGAGAGAGAGAGAGAGAGAGAGAGAGAGAGAGAGAGAGAGAGAGAGGGAGA